AUGAGAGCUCUAUCUCUUUUCUUAGCCCUCUUCUGUCUCCUGGGUCUCUCCUCUGCCUCCCCGGGGCAAGAUGUGGUCAAGCGAGUCACCAGCGGAUCGCUUCAGCAAGUGACUAACUUCGGAUCUAACCCCUCUGGCACGCUCAUGUACAUCUACGUCCCUAAGAACCUAGCCACUAAGCCUGGAAUCAUCGUUGCUAUUCAUUACUGCACCGGCACCGCACAAGCAUACUAUAGCGGAUCCCCCUACGCACAGCUGGCUGAGCAGUAUGGCUUCAUCGUCAUCUACCCUCAGAGCCCCUACAGCGGUACCUGCUGGGACGUCAGCUCCCAAUCCGCCCUGACCCACAAUGGCGGCGGCGACAGCAAUUCCAUCGCCAACAUGGUUACCUGGACCAUCAGCCAAUACAACGCUGAUACCAGCAAGGUCUUCGUGACAGGUUCCAGUUCUGGAGCCAUGAUGACGAACGUCAUGGCCGCCACCUACCCCGAACUCUUCGCCGCCGCAACAGUCUACUCGGGGGUCUCCGCCGGCUGCUUCUACUCCUCCUCCAACCAAGUCGACGGCUGGAACAGCAGCUGCGCCCAAGGCAACGUCAUCAGCACCCCGGAGGUCUGGGGCGGCAUCGCCAAAGCAAUGUACCCGGGGUACACGGGCUCGCGUCCCCGCAUGCAAAUCUACCACGGCAGCGCAGAUACCACUCUCUACCCGCAGAACUACUACGAGACCUGCAAGCAGUGGGCAGGUGUAUUCGGAUACAACUAUAACUCGCCGCAGUCGACGCAGAGCAAUACCCCGGAGGCAAACUACCAGACUACUAUCUGGGGACCGAAUCUGCAGGGGAUCUUUGGAACGGGUGUCGGGCAUACGGUUCCUAUUCACGGGGCGAAGGAUAUGGAGUGGUUUGGGUUUACGGGGGGUUCGUCUACGACUACGACCAAGUCUACUACGACGAGCACGACGACGUCCGGGGGGUCGUCGACUGGCACUGGGGUUGCGGCGCACUGGGGUCAAUGUGGAGGGAAUGGGUGGACCGGGCCGACCGUCUGCGCGAGCGGGUAUACAUGCACGGUGAUAAAUGCGUGGUAUUCCCAGUGUUUGUAG
Messenger RNA from Aspergillus lentulus, 1104 nucleotides. It is a transcript of the gene axeA, whose product is annotated as putative acetyl xylan esterase. The record is from RefSeq and is a predicted model, not a curated record. Gene Ontology annotation, biological process: carbohydrate metabolic process. Gene Ontology annotation, cellular component: extracellular region. NCBI's taxonomy places the organism in Eukaryota, Fungi, Ascomycota, Eurotiomycetes, Eurotiales, Aspergillaceae. Gene Ontology annotation, molecular function: cellulose binding; hydrolase activity.